This is a messenger RNA of Ilex paraguariensis (yerba mate), 762 nucleotides long. The record is from the annotation of a GenBank genome assembly. NCBI's taxonomy places the organism in Eukaryota, Viridiplantae, Streptophyta, Magnoliopsida, Aquifoliales, Aquifoliaceae.
UUCAGCUCUCUUCUCUCUCUCUCUCACAUUCACAUACACAGGCACAAAUUCGAAACUCUUCGAAUCCUAACCACUCCAACGUUCAAUUUUCUCUGAGAAUGACCACUCCACCACAACUUAGACGUCCAAAUGGCGUCGUCAGCCACCUCUCCGCCUCAAACGGAGGUCGAGUUGCGAAGUCCGACUCAGUUACAAACUCUCAGCUCGUCCGAAAACACGGAGGAUUCAUCGACGUUCCAAAAAAACUGACGCAGCAAAAGGUCAGUGGCAGUGGCACAUCACAGAAGCUGACGAAGCUGUUGCUCAACGUGAGCAUUCAGAAUAGUUUGGGGCCAAUCCAGGUGGUAAUGUCGCCGGAAAACACCGUCCGAGAUUUGACAAAGUCGGCUGUAGAUAUUUAUGUGAAGGAGAAGAGAAGGCCGUUGUUGAGUGAAACUGAUCCUCGGUGUUUCGAGCUUCACUAUUCAUCCUAUAGUCUGGAGAGCUUAAAGCCGGAGGAAAAGUUGAUAAACUUGGGGUCACGAAAUUUCUUUUGUUGCCGGAAAGCCAAUUCAUCUUGCUCCGACGAAGCAAAGGCUGCAACCAGUUCCACGUUUCCAUUGACUAAAUUUAUGGACUUCUUGCUAUAGCUUCUCAUUUGAUCUGAGGAAAGCAAUGGAGGAGGCAGCCAAAGUGUUUGCAUAUUUGUCGCUAAAGUCAUGUAUGUAUUGUACAGCUCUAUGGAUUCAUUGUUGCUUGUGUUUCUAUCAAUCUUUGUUCAUC